UUUAUAUGUAUAGACUGCAAUAAUCUCUUCCGACAGACUUCAAGGAAAAAGGAAAGCAGCAUAAAUAACGCAAAGAAUCAUUUUCAGGAAGAAAUUGUUGAAGACUACUUUAUGUCCGACUUUUUAAAUGGAGGAGACAGGGUACAGCUUCUUAAAGAAAAGAAGGCAAAAGAAGUUCAUACUCAGACUAAGUGCAUUGCAACUAAUGAAUUAUGAACCUUGGAUUCCAACCUGGGAAUGCACUGAAAGCAGGCAAAUUACACAUGAAAUGAUUAUGGAAGCUGCAGAAGAUGAAAUUGAAUUAAAAGGUACCCUAAAAAGACUGCAAAAACUUGUUCGUGUAAGAAAAAUCAACCAGAACAAUCAAGAAGAUGGGAAAAAUAUAUUAAUUUCUAGUACUAAUAGUCAUAUGCAAGACAACUUCAUGGUGGAGGACAGUCCAGUGAUUUCGUGCAUUAAGUUACCAAAAAGCCAAGACAAGAAGCAAGUCAAGGAGCCAUUAAAACAAAACCAGAAUACUGACCUAACUUUAGAUUUUGCCUGGAAUUCCUUGGAUAGACCAUAUCGUCCCAAAUGGAACUACCAAGUAGACUACCAUCCUCCUUGGGGCAAUGGUUAUCACACGUGUAGAAGAGCCAUUCCUGAGUAUCGAGUUUAUGGUCAUGAUUUCACUCUCCCAAGGUCAAAAGACUGGGACAAAUAUGAAUGCUGUGCACAUGACAAGUUUCCAGCACGGUUUACACGCUCAGCAACUGACAUGGACCUCUAUGAUUCAAAGCGGUCAUCCAGCUUUGGAAGGUUUGAUGCCUUCAGACAUCAUCCGUCAAGAACAAAAGCAGAGGAUAAUGUGGAGAUUAAUGCUGCAGAAGGAGAGGCUGGUGAUGAAAGCAGUGAUUCGCAUUUGAGCAAAACAUCCAGUACUACUGGUGGAAUCAGUCAAAAAAUAAGAGAUAUUUCCUUGACAAUGAAGAAAAAGAUGGGAAAGAAGUACUCCAAAGCACUAUCAGAAGAGAUGACGGACGAUGGAGAAAAGGACUGUACUCAUAAAGACAGUGACCAUGAAAGCCAUCCACCUAUAGAGAAAGCCUUUCUGCAUCCCAGCGAAUCAAUGGAAAGUCUCUACAGUCUCAACAGUGGACAGAGUUCCUCUAGUGGUGUUACCAGUGGUUCUGAUGGGUCAAGUAACAGGGACAGUCUUAGACUGGAUGAAGAUGUUCCGUAUUCUGGUCCUUUCUGUGGAAGAGCCAAAGUUCAUACUGACUUCAUUCCCAGCCCAUAUGACACAGAUUCUCUCAAACUUAAGAAAGGUGAUAUCAUUGAAAUAAUCAGUAAACCUCCAAUGGGAACAUGGACUGGCAUGCUUCACAACAAAGUUGGGUGUUUUAAAUUUAUUUAUGUGGAUGUUCUCACAGAAGAGCAUUUUGAACCCAGAAAACUGAGACCACACAGGAGAAGUAAAAGGCCAAGACCAAAAACUCUACAGGAACUACUGAAGCGUUUAGAAUUACAGGAAUAUGAAUCAUCUCUCCUGCUGAAUGGCUAUCAGACACUAGAAGAUUUAAAAGAUUUAAGGGAGAAUCAUUUGAUAGAACUGAAUAUUUUGGAUCCAGAUCAUCGAGCCAGACUUCUAGCUGCAAUUGAAGUUCUAGGGGAUAUUGAAAAUGACCUUGAGAGUGGACACCAUCUAAGUCCUCAGACAACCUCAGAAACUUUUAAAGGAGACCAAUUGCACACAAACGAAUGUCCAAGGGAUUCAGGCUGUUAUGUUACUACAGAAUGCUCAGACACAGGCAAAGAAGACACAGAAGCUGACAACCUACCACAGAUAACAGCAGAGUAUUAAAAGAAGACUUACUAUAUUUUAAGAGCAAUAUGGAUAGAAAGUGACAUGAGUAUUUAUUUUAGCAGAAUUUGCAAAUGAAGGGACUAGAUUCAGAUUUGCAUGGAUGGAUUUGUAAAAUAAUUCUUUAACAAACCUCCUUUAUCUUUCAGUUGGAGAUUUUGACAUCUCUGUUCCCUUUUAAAACCAUCCAUAUUAAAAAUACCUAAGUUUAGUAGUUUGUUUUAAAAUGCAAACUGAAGGUGUAUCAGGGUGAAAUUUGUGGAGAGUUAAGAAGUAAGGUAUCUUUUGUAAGUGUAACUUUUUAGGAAUUCUUUUUCGACAGAACUGAUUGGAUUUCCAUCUCACUCUAUAAAUUUUAGACAUGUUUCCCUCAACGCAUGUGGCUUGAUCCUGAUUAGAGAAUCUUUGUAUGGCUUCGAGGCAUAGUUUGGAGCAGAAACUAUUUGUAACUAUUUUACUAAAAGUAUUAAUUUAUUUAAGGUUUAAAAAAUACAGAAAUCCUAGCAGUAAAAUCUAUGCUAAUAUAAUGAAAGAAUUUUAAGUCCAUCUUGGAAACUUUUAUAAUUUUGCUGUGAUUUUCAUAGAAGACUAAUGUCCAAAGAGAUUUUCCACAGGUACUUCGAAUUCCUCUGUCAUCCCAAAUACGUACGGUUUAGAGUGCCUGUUAUCUCCAAAUUGGCCUUGUGUCAGUGAGCAUGCAUGUAUGUUUAUGUGUGUGCCCAGUGAUGGACAGGCCUCCUGUCCAGAGCUGCUGUUUACCGUAACCAGAUGCUACUUUCUACCCACUGUUAUGAAAUAAUCAAGUUCAGCAAAUGAAUGGCACUAGAUGGCUCAGAAAGAGAACUAGCAGACAAAGAAAGGAGUGGAAAUCCUUUGAGGCUGAAUGUACUGUAAUAUCAUAUUUGUUCUGUUGUGCCAGAUAUGUAUUUUAGAGCAGUACCUGCAAAUCUGAACCAUACUAAACAGUUGGAGAGCCAGAUGUACAGUGUAAAAAACAUAGUUGCAAAUAAUAGAUGUAAAUUCUAAAUCAAAAUGUUUGCCCUCUAAUACUAUUUCUAAUUUGCAAUUUUCUUCAUCAUUAAUGUAUAACCAUUGUUUUGCAAGUGUGUGACUUAGCCUUCAUUUAUGUGUCCUUUCUGCUUCCUUCAUAUUUAUUGUUGUAUUAAUUAGUAUCAUUUACAUAGCCUUUUCUUCAUGUCAUGUGCUCACCUAGGAACACAAGUGUCAAUGCAUGAACAACUUUAGACAGUUCAUAUUUAUCAGCCUUAUUAUUUUCAUCACACACUUUCUGCCUGUGUCAUGUUGUUUCCAGUAAAAUCAGCUCACGGUGCACAUGGUAUGUUGAUUUCUGGCAAGUGGCAUUUGGUUAUGGUGUAAUGUAUUUGAAGUCUAUAUAUUAUAGUAUUCCUAAACUCUGACUUCCUGUUAAAUACGGUGGAAUUUUGAUUUUUUUUUUUGUCAUUCUUAUUUGUCUUUAUUUAUUAAUGUUAUUUCUUGAGUAGAGUUUGUCUGUUUUAUAUAUAUCAAUAUAUGUUAUAUAUAAGUUUCAUAGAUAUUUUUCUGUUAAUGUGUUAAAGACAUAUUAUGGGCCUUUUUGUGUGUAAACAUCUCUUCAUGAUCAUUUAAUGUAUAUAGUGGUUGUGUUAUGUACAAUUUUUAGAUAUACAGUAUAUAAUAUCUGUAACCGUAUUUUUAAUAAAGUGUAAAAAUUAUA
This is a messenger RNA of Erpetoichthys calabaricus (reedfish), 3557 nucleotides long. RefSeq names its product SAM domain-containing protein SAMSN-1-like. The transcript has 13 exons. Gene Ontology annotation, molecular function: protein binding. NCBI's taxonomy places the organism in Eukaryota, Metazoa, Chordata, Cladistia, Polypteriformes, Polypteridae. The record is from RefSeq and is a predicted model, not a curated record. The coding region runs from base 128 to 1843 and encodes 571 amino acids.